Messenger RNA from Tinamus guttatus (white-throated tinamou), 906 nucleotides. The record is from RefSeq and is a predicted model, not a curated record. NCBI's taxonomy places the organism in Eukaryota, Metazoa, Chordata, Aves, Tinamiformes, Tinamidae.
UUUUUGCUCCUCCGUAGGAUGGCUGGCUGCGGUGAAGUGGAUCAUUCCAUCAACAUGCUUCCCACCAACAGGAAGACGAGCGAGUCCUGCGCUAGCGCCGCUCCUUCGCUGCCAGUGCCCGAGUGCGCUAUCUGUCUGCAGACCUGUGUCCACCCGGUGAGCCUGCCUUGUAAACAUGUCUUUUGCUACCUGUGCGUGAAGGGGGCCUCCUGGCUCGGGAAGCGCUGCGCGCUCUGCCGGCAGGAGAUUCCCGAGGAUUUUCUCGACAAGCCAACCUUGCUGUCACCCGAGGAACUCAAGGCGGCAAGCAGGGGCAAUGGAGAGUACGCUUGGUACUACGAAGGCAGAAAUGGCUGGUGGCAGUAUGAUGAACGUACCAGCAGAGAGCUGGAAGAUGCCUUUUCCAAAGGCAAAAAGAGCACUGAAAUGCUAAUUGCUGGGUUUCUGUAUGUAGCAGAUCUUGAAAAUAUGGUUCAGUAUAGGAGAAACGAGCACGGACGGCGCAGGAAAAUAAAGCGGGACAUAGCAGAUAUACCAAAGAAGGGGGUGGCCGGACUGCGGCUGGACUGCGAGGCCAGCGGCGCCACCGUGGUGCGCGAGAGCUCCGCGGACGGCCUGCACCUGGGCACAGACAGCGCUGCUGAAAGGAGCCACAGGGGAGAAGGGGAGGAGGGCCAUGGGUCGCCGUCGGCCGCCAGAGUGCCCGACGCCCCUGCAGAGGAAACAGAGUCGGAUUCCAGCAGUGACAGCGAGGCCACAUCUUCCCCCGCACAGCCUGGCCCGGCCUCUGCCCUGUGGAGACAGCCGAGCACGACGCAGGCGGCAGUGGAGAGAGCAGCGGCAGCGGCCAACAGCAGCACCAGGUCUAGGAGGCCGGAUGGACAGUGCACAGUUACGGAGGUUUAA